This is a messenger RNA of Serendipita indica DSM 11827, 3495 nucleotides long. The record is from the annotation of a GenBank genome assembly. Lineage: Eukaryota; Fungi; Basidiomycota; Agaricomycetes; Sebacinales; Serendipitaceae.
AUGGCUACGACGCACCUCAACCUGGAUAGCCGCAAGACGACUGAAGCCCCCGAGCCCCCAGAAGGAGCUACAAUCACCGUUAAACCGUCACCUUCAAUUCUCAAAGUUGGCGAUGAGCAUCAUCAGCGCCGUCUCUUCCUGGGACCUAUGCCUACCGACGUAGCCAGCGCCGGUGAAAUGUCUCGUGACAAGAGUUACAAUUCUAGCAUGAGCAGACAUUUCUGGUUCCUUGGAUUCGGCAAGAAGCCCACCUCGGCGACGCUUCAUCGUCGUAGCUUGAGCUCAGAGGAAGGCAUCAGCCGCGAGAGAGCACUCAAAUUCUUCCUCAACAACGGGGGUAAAGAGGAGGAUUUUGAUAAAGAGGAGGCAGCCGUCCGUCAAGAAAUGUUGCGCAAGGUGAAACAGACACGAUGGCUCCGCUCAGAGGAGAGUGAUGUCAAGCCGGCAGUAUCACAAGGCAAGCAAUGGGUCGGAGACAGCUUUGAAAUUGGCAAAGAUGUCUUUGGGAUUUCAACCCUUGCAACGUAUGAAGAAGAGCCUCCUGUCCUUGGAAGGGCGAGUUUGUCGGAAAACCACACUUUCGCGAUAAUGUCUCCUGAUAGUGGAGCAAAGGCUCUCUCAGACGUUGUGGGUGACACGGCUGUGACGCCAACUUUCAAAGCCAAGGUGCACGAAGCGAAUGUCCCGAAGCUGCUCGACCCUUCUCAAGAGGACAAGUUCAAAAGUCAACUUGGUCCCCAAGGCGUGGAUUCUCCUGCGAGUCCUUCCUCGUCUCCUCCGGAACCGGGCUCCUCUCAAACGAGGCUCUUAUCCUCUCCAAGGAUAUCCCAUGGUCGUCCCUCUGAAGGCGGCUCUGGAAAACCGAAAAUUAGUCCACCAUCCAGUUCUGCUUCUCUUAGAGAAGCAGCAGCAGAAGUACGGUCCGCGAUGCGCCAGGGAGACAAGCAGCCCUCCGCCAAAGGCAAAGGGAAGGCACAUGUUACCUUUUAUGGUGACGAGGAGUCUAUUAGACACGAUGGUGAGCGUGUAGCGACGCCUGAGGUGGAAUUACCGGCCUCUCCGACCGAGGUUCUGACUCGCGAACCUUCGCCUUCAACCAGUGCUGGCGUGGUUGCGCGAUUUCAUGACGAGCUGGAGCCAAAUGACAACUCAGAUGUGGUAAUUCGAGACCGCAUGCUGUUUCGAGUUCUGUCGACUACUGGGGGCGUCCAAAAGUAUAUGGACGAAAAGCAGCUGCUAGAGAUGCCAGAGGUCAGAAAAGAACGUGCUACCAUGUGGCGCGAAUACCUCGUCGUCUGGCGGAAGCUUUAUCUCGAACUAUACGAACCCUAUACUAUCACUGCGAAGGAAUGGGUGACAGGUCGCAAACACCUGGCGUAUAGGAUUCCAUUGGUCAAAGCAAAGACGACUGUGUCGGUUUUCUCCAAUGUCGACAUGUCAAUCUGCAUUACAUGCCCCAAGGCAUCUGCUUACUCUCACUUACCCGUCCAUCUUAACGAUGAUAAGCGAACAACCCUUAUAUUUAUCUGCAAGACCAAGAGUCGCUCGCGAUCAGUAGAUUGGAUAUGGAGAUUAUGGCGGAAAUUGGGAGGCGAGGUACCAGACUCUGUGGAGAUUCGCUGCCCAGAUAUUGAUGCGAGAGUUAACUUUCCUAUACCCGCCAUCGAUCCCAGUUCAGGGAUAGAAGGAUACAAGGCCUUCACCCGGGAAAGAGUCAUCCAGAUCUGCAAAGAGCAGAUGAGCGGAAUCCCUGAGUGGGAUCUUGUCAUUGAAAGUGCUCUGAAGGCCGGUCAAAGCGGGGAAGCUGGACGACUGGAGCUCUGUUGGCGAACAGAAAACAAACUUGACUGGGCAUGGCUGGACGAGGAUGUUGAUGGAGUUUUGCGCCCUUGGUCAGUCCUGUUUGGACUGGCACUCAAGGAUCCUCGUUUCCCUUCCGAGCUAGAGCUGCGAGUGGCAGAUCACUUUCCCACCAAGCUAUCACUAGGUGAUGGGACUACUUUGCAUGAGCCUCCGUCCCUCGAAGGGUAUCUAUACCGAUACAAGACGGAGACCCACAUACGCGACCCAACAUAUCUCGCCACACACAAUAGCAACAUAUUCUUCCUUUCCCCUCAGUCCGCACAUCCUCCGGAACCCCCAACGAUUGCUCUGCAGGAAGCAGUCACAGUUCCAGACACUGGACUAGCUGCUUCACCUGCAACUGCUUCAGCCUCAAUAACCCGCGCCAGUGAGGUCCAAAGAGGUGCGGCACAAAUUCUCAAUGCCAAAUUCUUUCUUGAUAUGCGAAAUAUUCUCUCCGUGAAGCGAGCAAAGGACCCAUGGGCAACAAAGCUGAAACCUGUGUUACGGCCAUCGAUGAGCGUUCGAGAGCGCACGCACUCGACAACAACACACGCCACCACAAACGAUAGCUGCUCCCACGAUGCUGGAAACGCAGGAGCAGAUACGCCGAGAGAACUCCCCCCUGUGAACCCAGACGAGGAAUCCCGGGACGAUGACCCAGUGUUAUUAAGUCCGCUUGAUGCUCAAGAUGAAGGCGGUGACGACGUACUUAACAGAAUCACGGGAGACGAGAAGCAGGACUUGAAGCGUCGACGGUCUUUUGAGAUUGAGAUGCGGAAUUCGGAGAUUAUUCGCUUCGAGGCGUUCAGUUGCAAGGUUGCAGUGGAAUGGGUAACCAAGCUCCGUGAAUUAGUUGACUACUGGACUCGCAAGCACCGACUGGACGCACGGCUGGAAAUGGAUAUUGUACAUGCCAACUCGGGACGUACAAGGUUCCUCGUCCCACGGGCAGGGGAGAAUGUAUAUCCCGCACCACCACCAGAUCCUCGAGAGGCGUCUCCGCUGUUGGGAACCUGGUGGCACUGGUGUGUUCUAAACGGCUGCAGAAGUAUUAUCCGGGCUGGGCGCCUGUAUAUGGCGACAGGUGCGAAAGAAGAGAUGAGGCAUUACUACUUUGUCCUUGUAGCCGGCCAUUUGGUCCGCUUCCGGCUCAUCUCCCGAUCUCAUUCAAUCACAUCAAUGCAUAGUCACGCCAAAACAAUCAAUCUUCUUGACGCCUACGUCACAUCGGGGUAUUUUGCCGCUCUCGAGUUAGAUGAAGGGAACAAAGUCUUCGAGCCGACAUCAAAACGCUUUCAAGACGGACUUGAGACGGAUGACACGGACAUGGACACCUUGAUAAUCAUUCGAUACCGUAAGCUUCCGACAGAUCAACAUCUGGAGAAACGUUCUCAGCACCUGGUCUCCUAUGGAAACCCCGCACCUAGUGGUGCGGCAACACAAACCACGAAGAGUAGCAUGAUGGGUGCAACAGCGGGGAGUGUCCCGCCAUUGAACAGCAAGCACAAGCUCUUGGUCUUGCGAGCACGGAGCAAGCUUGAACGCGAUGCGUGGUGUUGGGCCUUGAACGCGGAGAUAGAAAGGGUCGUUCGUUUGAACGCUGCUCGAGAGCAAGCGAUUCGCCAGGACGGGACCAUUGACAAAACCUAA